CGGAGGCGAACUCUUACUCGCGCGGUUGGACUCACUUGGACCCGAAUCCCGACGGUUCGACUUAAUCCAUUCCUACUUCUUCUCCUACUCCUCGAUCCCUCUGUGUCCUCCCUCUGGGUGUCUUCGUAGGGCGCUGGUGGAUAGUGUGACCCGUGACCGUGGUGAUGUGAGUUCGGCAAACGCGCCCGAGUUUUUCUGUCCCAUAAACCCCAGCAGGAGGUGAGAGUCUCGAAAAAUGGCACCGAUCGGUGAUGCUGCUGCCGGGGAGGAGGAGCUGAUGACCGAGCAACCGAGAAAGGCCAGUACGCCCGACCUGGCGGAGCCCGUGCCCGAGGCCAACGGGUACCGUGUGGCGAGCGUGGAGGCGAAGAAGAGUGCCAAGGAGGCCGAGGCUACGGGAGAGAGUCCGGAGAUGGCGAAAAUGCUGCCAGAGGACCUGGAGGACCUGUACCGCGAUAUGGCCCUGACAAAGGACACGACCUGUGGCUUCUGGAUUUUCCGGGGGCCCCUCCUGCAGAGGUUCGCCAACAAGAAGGUGUACGUGUUCAUGUACGGCGUGGCGGGUUGCAUCUUUUCGGCCAGUUUCGCUUACUUCAACGGCAUCAUCACGACGCUGGAGAAGCGGUACAAGAUCCCCAGCAAGAACACGGGAAUCAUCUCCGUCGGGAACGACAUCAGUGCGCUGCUGCUGUCGGCGAUCCUGAGCUACUACGCCGGCAAGGGUCACCGGCCGCGCUGGAUCGCCUUGGGGCUGCUGCUGACCACGAUCUUCUGCUUGCUGACAGCCCUACCGCAUCUGCUGUACGGGCCGGGCGAGGCGGCCCUCUCGCUGACCACCGAGUACGGUGCGACCUACGAUGCCAACCAGACCUUCGAGGUGCUCGAGGCCCAGAAAGCUAAGACCCUCUGCCGGACCGAUGGGAGUCGUGGCGUCGAGUGCGAGAAGGAGGAAGGCAACCUGGCCCCGCAGUUGGUCCUGUUUGUGGCCCAGUUUAUCUCCGGUAUCGGUACCUCGCUCUUCUACACGCUCGGGGUGUCGUACAUGGACGACAACAUCAAGAAGUCGAAGACCCCGGCCCUGGUCAGCGUGUCGUACUUCCUGCGCAUGCUGGGGCCCGCGAUCGGGUACGCCCUGGCGUCCUACUUCCUGAAGCUGUACAUUUCGCCCUCGAUGACGCCGACCAUCAGCAACACGGACCCGCGCUGGCUCGGCGCCUGGUGGAUAGGCUGGCUCGUCCUCGGGCUCGUGCUCUCGUUCUUCGCCGUCUUCAUGGCCAUGUUCCCGAAACAGCUCCCGAGGGCCGCCAUCCGGAAGCGGGUGGCGGUCGAGAAGCAGAAGCUCGGCAUGAAGGUGAGCGAGGCCGAGAGGCGCGAAGACGAGCUGCCGGCCUCGUUCAAGGACAUGCUGAAGACCUUCAAGCGGCUCCUGCGCAACAAGAUCCUGAUGCUGAACAACAUCGCCUCGGUGUUCUACUUCUUCGGCUACAUGCCGUACUGGAUCUUCACGCCCAAGUACAUCGAGACGCAGUACAAGCAAUCGGCCUCGACCUCCAGUCUGGUGACCGGGACCGUGGCGCUCGUCUUCUCCGCCGUCGGUGUGCUCCUGUCCGGGCUGGUAAUCUCGCGCUUCAAGCCCCGGGCCCGCUACAUGGCCGCGUGGAACGUGCUGGUCGGAAUCCUGUCCGUCGCGGGCAUGAUCGCGUACGCCUUCCUCGGCUGCGCGGCCAGCGAAGAUUCGGUCAUCGUGAACAUGGUCGACUCGUCGAUUGGAAACCCAACACCGACGUGCAAUUCGGCUUGUCAGUGCGAUUACGUCCGGUACUCGCCGGUUUGCGGUGAGGACGGAAACACGUACAUCUCGGCCUGCCACGCGGGCUGCCGGCUCCAGGCGCAACACGGCGAGCUGAAAAUCUACGGCGAGUGCUCGUGCAUCACGUCGGUGGCCAACUACACCAGCCCGCUCUACACCCAGCUGCUGCCUUUCACGGUGACUAAUCUCUCUCGAUCUCCCUCUCUCUCUCAGUCGUCGCCGGUGUACGGUGGAGGCGGGUCGGCCAUCGCGGGGCCGUGUCCGCUCGACUGUUACCGCGAGUUCGUUACGUUUCUGAUAGUGAUGUGCUUCCUGAAGUUCUCGGGCGCCACCGGGCGGGCCAGUAACUUCCUCGUUUCGGUCCGGUGCGUCGACGAGCGGGAUAAGGCCGUGUCGAUGGGCUUCGGCAUGAUGGUGCUCAGCCUGAUGUCGUUCAUCCCGAGCCCGAUCUUCUUCGGCCUGGUGCUGGACAAAACGUGCCUCGUGUGGGGCAAGACCUGUAGCGGGAAGGGCAACUGUUGGCUGUACGAUGGCCACACGUUGCGGUACCUGCUCAACUUCAUUGCGGCCGCGUUCGUCCUGGUCGGCACACUGUUCGACUGUGGUGUCUGGUACUACGUGAAGGAUCUGAAAAUUUUCGAUGACGAAGUGAACGAAAAGGAACUGGAGCUGGCCGACAAGGAGGAGGAGGCCCUGGCGGAUCGGCCCACGUAGGGCGGUGUAUGCUCCAGCAGUUCCUACUAAGCUUAAUUUGCGCUGGAUCUUUUUUUAUAAAUUUUAGUUCCGUUUAUUUUGUAAAUACAAUUGUUGUUACACGUUGAUUUUUCAUCCCAUAGCCUCUCACACUCUGCGACGAAACAGUUUGUGACAAUCGAUGUUUUUUUCAUUUGUCGGUAAUAAAGUUAAGCAAUAGGUGAA
Molecule: messenger RNA, 2728 nt
Organism: Anopheles bellator
Lineage: Eukaryota; Metazoa; Arthropoda; Insecta; Diptera; Culicidae
Gene: Oatp58Dc
Product: solute carrier organic anion transporter family member 74D
Exons: 6
Coding region: 236-2524 (762 amino acids)
Biological process (GO): sodium-independent organic anion transport; transmembrane transport
Cellular component (GO): membrane
Molecular function (GO): protein binding
Source: RefSeq, a predicted model, not a curated record